CGUCUUCCUUUUUAGUGUCAUUCAUCUGAGAGAGUGGAGUAGCCGUACGUGUAUCUGCUCCACUCUCAUUCGCUUUGCUAUUUCGGUCUCACUCACACCCUCUUUUCCUUAUAAUUAUAACCCACCCCCCACGCCACCGGAUCGCAUGGAACCUCGCCGGAAACUCAAAUUCCGGCCACCCACCGGCUAAAUGCCCCCUCCCGAAGGACACGAUGACACCAAACACGUCAACGUCAACGUCAACGUGAUCACCCCAUUGUUCCGCAUCAAGCAUCACGUUUUCCGUUACACUCCGAAUGGCGGCGGCGACGAACGCCGGCGCGUUGGUGGAGUCACCCUCGGGCGAGGAGGCGACGGCGAAGACGGCGCAGAAGCGGUACGAAGGCCUCCUAAUGGUUCGAAACAAAGCGAUAAAGGGAAAAGGCGCAUGGUACUGGACGCACCUGGAACCCUUGCUCGUCCACAACAACGAAACGGGACUCCCGAAAGCGGUUAAACUCCGUUGCUCCCUAUGCGACGCCGUUUUCUCGGCCUCGAACCCCUCCCGCACGGCCUCCGAGCACCUGAAGCGUGGCACGUGCCCCAAUUUCAACUCCUCAGCCGCCAAACCAAUUUCCUCUGUCUUCCCCGCCAGCGUGGUGCCUCCUUCUCCUUUUCUGGUUCAGCACAACCACCGCAAGAGAACCACCACUUCCCCUUCCGGUUCGGGUUCCGGUUCGGCCUACCCCGUUCCCAGCCGCUUCGGCUCCCAGCAACCGCAUUUGAUGCUCUCCGGUGGUAAGGAGGAUUUGGGCGCGCUGGCCAUGUUGGAGGACAGUGUGAAGAAGUUGAAAAGCCCCAAAACUUCUCCUGGGCCUGCUCUGAGCAAGGCCCAAAUCGACAGCGCUUUUGAGUUUCUGGGCGAUUGGGUUUACGAGUCCUGCGCCUCCGUUUCCUUCACCAGCUUGGAGCACCCCAAGUUCCGCGCUUUUCUGGCCCAGGUUGGUUUGCCGGCUGUUCUCCCCCGCGAGUUCAUCGGAGCCAGGCUGGACGCGAAGUUCGAGGAGGCCAAGGUUGAGUCGGAGGCUCGGAUAAGGGAUGCCAUGUUCUUUCAGAUUGCCACGGAUGGGUGGAAGUGGAAUGGGAAUGGGAAUGGGGAGAGUUAUAAUUAUAACCAAGGGUUGGUGAAUUUGAGCGUGAAUCUUCCGAAUGGGACCAGUUUGUACAGAAGGGCGUUGUUUGUUACUGCUUCUGCUCCUUCCAACUAUGCGGAGGAGGUUUUGUGGGAGACAAUCACUGGCAUUUGUGGGAAUCUGGUGCAGCAGUGUGUAGGGAUAGUUGCGGACAGGUUCAAGGCCAAGGCCUUGAGGAACCUCGAGAAUCAGAAUCAUUGGAUGGUUAACCUCACUUGUCAGUAUCAGGGCUUCAACAGUUUGAUCAAGGACUUGGCCAAGGACCUUCCCUUGUUCACCACUGUCGCUAACAACUGUCUCAAGCUUGCUAAUUUUGUCAAUUACAGGUCUCAGGUCAGGACCUCCUUCCACAAGUACCAGCUGCAGGAGUACGGCCACACCUGGCUCCUCCGCCUCCCGCCCCCCCACCGCUUCGAAUUCGUCUCCGUCUUUGCCAUGAUGGAGGACACCCUCAGCUCCGUUCGCGCCCUGCAGCUGGUGCUGCUGGAUGAGGGAUUCAAGAUGGUCGCCAUUGAGGACCAGGGUGCAAGGGAAAUUGGGGACAUGAUUAGAGAUGUUGGGUUCUGGAAUGAGCUGGAGGCUGUUCAUGGUUUGCUUAAAUUGGUCAAGGACAUGGCUCAGGAGAUUGAGGCUGAGAGGCCUCUGGUUGGGCAAUGCCUUCCCCUUUGGGAUGAGUUGAGGACCAAAGUCAAGGAUUGGUGCUCCAAGUUCCACAUUGCAGAAGGGUUGGUGGAGAAGCUUGUUGAGAGGAGGUUCAAGAAGAAUUACCACCCUGCUUGGGCUGCUGCUUACAUUCUUGACCCUCUUUACUUAGUGAGGGACACUAGUGGGAAGUACCUUCCGCCGUUUAAGUACUUGACUCCCGAGCAGGAGAAGGAUGUGGACCGCCUCAUAACCAGGCUUGUUGCGAGAGAUGAAGCUCAUAUUGCUCUCAUGGAGCUCAUGAAGUGGAGGACGGAAGGGCUUGACCCGGUUUAUGCUCAAGCUGUUCAGAUGAAGGAGAGGGAUCCUGUCACUGGGAAGAUGAGGAUUGUGAAUCCACAGAGUAGUAGGCUUGUGUGGGAAACUUAUUUGACUGAAUUCAAGUCCUUGGGGAAAGUUGCAGUGAGGCUCAUUUUCCUUCAUGCAACCUCGUGUGGCUUCAAGUGCAAUUGGUCUUUGUGGAGAUGGGUUUGUGCUCAUGGCCACUCCAGGACUGCACUCAACAAGGUGCAGAAGUUGAUAUUCAUUGCAGCUCAUUCCAAACUUGAGAGAAGGGAUUUUUCCAACGAUCAAGAUAAGGAUGCAGAGCUGUUUUCCUUGGCAAAUGGUGAGGAUGAUGUGUUGAACGAGGUCCUUGUUGAUACAUCCUCGGUGUAACAUUUUUUUCUUCUUUCUUUUUGGGUUAAUUAAUCAGCUAGGAAUUUUAAUUUUUUAGGAUUUAUUGAAUUCUUUCCGCUACCCUUUUCUUUUUCUUCUUCUCUUUUUUUUUUUUUUUUUAAUGUCUUCUUCCAUCUUUCUCUUUUAUCCCUUCGCAUUUUGAACACUCACUGCAAGGACUUUGAGCGACUCUCCAUCUUUUACCCUGGCAUGAUCGUCAAGUUGUUAAAUAUGGGAAAGCGGGAAAAGUUGUAACGCCAGAGACCGAUUACAGAACCGGAAGGAUGUUGUAGAAAUUUUAUUCCUCUUGUAGUUUGAGAUAAAUAAUAUUUGUAAAGGGGAAGUUUUUAUCGAUUCUCCUUUGAUUUUAA
This is a messenger RNA of Cajanus cajan (pigeon pea), 2902 nucleotides long. RefSeq lists its product as uncharacterized. NCBI's taxonomy places the organism in Eukaryota, Viridiplantae, Streptophyta, Magnoliopsida, Fabales, Fabaceae. The record is from RefSeq and is a predicted model, not a curated record.